AUGGCAAAAAACCAACAUCAGAAUCAAGCUCAAAACCCAUUGCCACUAUCUCAGCCAAUUCAACCAGAUCCGUCGAGGGCAGUAGCAAAUCAUGGAGAAGUUUCAGUGAGAGAUUUUGUAAAUCCAGUGCCAGCACCAAUUCAACCUCCGAUUAUCUAUUCGCCCUUUGGACAAGCUAACUUCCACAUCCGACCAAAUGUCAUAAACCUUUUUCAAAAUCAUCAGUGUGACGUAAUUAGCCACAAGGGGAUGUCACGGGAUGCAUUUCGAAUGUGUCCAUUUCCUCACACUUUGAAGGAGGGUGCAAAAAUAUGGAUGAUGUCACAACCUCCUGGGAGCAUUGUAUCGUGGAAUGAUAUGAUUCAAAAAUUUACCAUGAAGUUUUUUUCGCCAACUCGAGUUCAUCAAAUUCGGAAUGAAAUCCACACAUUUAAGCAGAAAGAACUCGAGAGCUAUCCAGAGACAUGGGAAAUGUAUAAGAACUUAUUAAGGAAGUGCCCUAAUCUUGAAAUUCCUAAACAAGUGCAAAUGUACAUCUUUUACUAUGAAAUACGCCAAGAAUUCAAGAAUAUGGUAGAUGCUUCAGCGGGAGGAUCGAUAAUGGCUAUAAACGUGGACGAUGCUUAUGAGCUGUAUGAGAGGAUAGCAGAAAAUCAAUCGAUGUGGCCAAGCGACAAGGAAGUCUCGAGGAAAACAACUGGCAUAUAUAAUGUGGAUGCAGUGAUAGCGUUGACAGCACAGAUGGAGGCAAUAACUAGAAAGCUUGACUCUUUGACCCAUUCUGUGAAUAUGGUACAAACUCCAACUCCGAAGUGUGCAAGUUGUGGGGUGGAUCAUAUUACCGCAAAUUGCUCUUUGGCUUCUACUCACAUAGGUCAACCAGCAAAUGUCAGUUAUGCGCAGAACUAUCAGAGGCAAAAUGGACCUUACACAUACAACUACCAUCCGAGUUUGAACAAGCAUCCUAACUACGCGUGGGUUGAUAAUUCAGAUCAAGUAAAUCAGAUGAGGGGCAAUCCACUAGCAAUUCAGCAAAAAGAAGAAAAGAGGCAAUCAUUGGAGGAGACGGUGAUACAGAAUCAGCAAGCCUCUAUACAUAACUUAGAGAAACAGGUGGGACAGAUAGCAAUUGCAUUAGCCAAUAGAGCACAAGGUACUCUAUUGAGCGAUACAAAAAAGAAUCCAAAGGAACAGGUAUUAGCUGUUGAAGUUGUAAAUUAUGCAACUAUCGAGACACCAUUGAUCAAGCCUGCUACACCUGUUCAAACUUAUGUGUUGCCUAUCCCAUUCCCUCAAAGGCUUCAAAGACAACCUAAAAAUGAACAAGCCCAGGCUAUCACAACAAGAAGCAGAGUUCAGCUGCCAGAAAUCACAGUGAAGAAGAAGGGGACUGAGGAGAAUCGAAUACCUACCUCGGGGAAAGAACAAGUGGGCCAAAAGCUGGGAUUAGGAGAUCCUAAGGCGGCAUCUAUUAUUCUUCAGCUAGCGGACCAAUCACUGAAACACCCUUACGAAAUAGUCGAAGACAUUCUUAUCAAGGGGGGGGGGAAGGCAUCUCAGAUGUUAAUAAUUCUGAGAAGGCCAUUCUUGUCUACAAGCCGAGCCUUGCUAGAUUUUGAUGCUAAUGAAAUAGUCUUGAGGGUAGAGGAUAAACAACAGAGCUUCACCAUGGAGAAUUCAAUCAAGCAACCAUCAUACUUUGAGGAUUGUCAACGAGUAGAUCAUUGGGUGAGCUACAAAGGCAGACCAAAUGAAGGUGAAAUUGUUGGUAGGGACACCAAUGAAAAUUUAAUUGUGUGGAGGGUGAAAGAUGAAAGAAGGAAGUGCAAUCAUAUUGGAUUGGAUGAAGUGAAGCAGUGCGUGAAAAUGAAGAAAUAUUGCAGUGGAGGUGAUGGUUGCAGUGAAAUGGCGCGUGAAAAUGGAGAAAUGAUUGAAGAUAACACGACGUCUUUUUUUCCUUCCACCCACUAUUAA
Molecule: messenger RNA, 1974 nt
Organism: Olea europaea var. sylvestris
Lineage: Eukaryota; Viridiplantae; Streptophyta; Magnoliopsida; Lamiales; Oleaceae
Exons: 5
Coding region: 1-1974 (657 amino acids)
Source: RefSeq, a predicted model, not a curated record